AGCAUUCGAGGCAUGUGGGACGAAGCUGGGAAGCGAUUCCUGGCCCGCACGCAAAAGUCUCUCGAUUUGAAGCCCCCCAAAAAUAUAGACGACAUUCGGGAGAUGAUAGAACGCCGAUACGAUCCCUCAUCUCCAGCAGACUCAGACGGAAGCCAUGAACGAGCUAAGCGGAUCGGUCUAAACAUCUUGUCGUGUUUGAAGCUCCUAGGCGGAGUAGCAGCUCAAGGUGCCGAGCUGGUGUUCCAACCCGCGGGUGUUUGCUUUAACGCCAUCUCUCUGCUACUCGAUGUACCACAGUCGAUCCACGAGUUUCACGGUACAAUUGACGCCGUCUUUGGGAUUGUUGGCCCAACCCUUAGCCAGUUCAAGAUUUACGAGAGGAUCGAAUUGUUCAAUACUAUCGAUCCGGAGCUAAAUACUGCCAUUCACAAGGUUAUGAUCAGUUUUGUCGACAUCUGUGCUCUCUCAAUAGUACUUCAGAAGGGUAGCCGGUGGAAGAGGAUCAAGGCAGCAACGAAGCAGGCCUUGCUGAACGACGACUCUGGCCUGAAAGAUGAGAUUGACCAAUUUGAGAAGCUUGUGCAGGGGCAGCAGAAUGUUCAAGCAACCUUGACUUUGGAGGUGGCUCUAAGCAACAAAGCAGACCUUGCUACCAUCUUGGGCAAAGCCUCUGAGACGGGCAAGAGGAUCGAUGACAUUGCGAUUGGCAUCCUCGACUUGAAAGAGGCGGAGACGAGUCGUAGCAUGGAGAAAUCGAGGCAAGAAAACCUCACAAAGAUCCGAACCAAGUUUGCCAUUGAUGAGAAAAACAUCAAAGCCUCCAAAGAUGUCUGCGAGAAGAUAUGGCAAAGGUGCAUAACAGACAGUGGAAGCUGGCUCCGGGAUAUGGAUGAGUACAAGAAGUGGUCCGAUAAGACUGUUAUCGAUGCAAACCCAUUGUUGCUGCUGACUGGUGAAGCGCACUCGGGAAAGUCAAGCGCCAUGUCGAACAUAGUCCACGAUCUCAAGGCUGCCCAUGAGUCCCAGGGUCAAUCGACUGUCAGGGCCCUGGUUGCGUAUUAUUUCUUUCCCUUCUUCUCUCGAAAAGUAGACGAUGACAAGCGACCGGCUACCACUGCGGUGAAGCACAUUGCGUUCCAACUUGCCGAGCAAGACUCUGGCACUGCCAAAAGCAUGGCCGCCUUUUGCGACGACAAACACAAUGAAUCAUACUUUCGAGACUCGAGUUGCAAAGAUCUCUGGCGCGAGCUGAAGAUUGGGACUCCGAAACCGGGAACCAUGCACUUCAUCAUUAUUGAUGGCCUGGAUGGAUUGUACGAAGGGCAUCCUGAAGCCGCGACUCACUUUCUAGAUAUUUUCGAAACGAUUCAGAGCCAGACAUCAACGAGCACCGACGGAACCCGAGUACGACUGAUUGUGAGUGGAAAAAGCGAUAACUUUCAAAGAGAGUCUCUUCAGUCGGCUCCAAAUAUCGAGAUUGAGAAGUACAACGGUCCAGAUAUCACGUCGUAUAUCUACGAAGAGUUGAGAAAGACAAAUCUUCUACAAGGAGAAGAGUCUGAAACAACUCGCCUUCGAACAAAAGUUCACGAUCGCCUACUAGAAGAGGCCAAGGGGAACUUUCUUAAAGUACAGACUGCGCUGGAGAAGAUCAAAGACUUGAUCAUGUCGGAUGGUUCAGAAGCAGAGAUGGACACCAUUCUGAACGAAUCUAACCAGGAUAAGAGGACAAUCUCCGAAAACGUAGUCAGCGAACUACAACAGUCUCUUAAGCCGCAGUCCAUAGAGGAACUCAACGAGCUUCUUAUAUGGGUCAUAUUUGGCUUUGAAUACUUCGACGCCACUGAGCUGGAAGCUGCACGGUUCCUUCGCUUUGGAACUGUCUCCCUGCAGAAACUCGAUGACAAGCUGAAAGGCAUGUAUUCCAAGAUCUUCUUUUCUUUCUACGGAAAGGUGGCGAUAUUACCAUCGAUUGAGCCCCUCAUUACCAAAGAAAGGGACCGCCCAAGGAUCAGCGAAGAUGCGCCCAAAAUUUCCCUUAACCUCACCAUCUCUAAUGGCGACAUUACAACUGUGCAAAACUUUCUCUGGAGUCUCUUUCAAAAAUCCAUGGUUGACAAAUUCGACUUUGAACCCAUGUCUGGCCCGACGCAUUCUGCUGCUCGGGAAAUCCAGGUCAAUGCGUAUGAUGCUCAUCUUGCUAUAGUGAAACAAAGCUUGCGAUUCCUCACAUCCCCACCAGAUGUUAGAACGGGGCCUUUAGGCUCAUAUAUGGUUAGAGAACUUCCUAGACAUUUGGAAAUGUUAAAUCAAGCUGUUGGCUACGACGAAAUCCUUGCAUCGGACAAGAAGGAUAUUGGAGACGGUCUUUUUGCUUUGUUUGUCUCUGGCGAUGUAUAUGAGAAACACUGGGGCCGCUUUUACGGAAUCACUUGGUUCGGCGAAGGCGAAAAAAUUGAAAUAUUCCGAAAGUGGCUCAAGGACCCGGACGCAAUCGGUCACCUUGGCAGACUCGACAAAGACUGGCUCAGAACGGUGAAUACAAGUCAGAGGCCAAACCGACAACUUCUAACCCCUAUGAUGAAGACAAUUGCGCAGCACUGGCUACAGGAUAGAGAGUGGGAUGCUCAGGAAUGCUUCAGUGCUUUGCGCCUCUUUUUGCAACUGCAUGGAUUUUGUGCUCAAGUUCUACAGGAUCCGCUAGAUGAGCAGUCAUCUAAAGAAGAAUCAGGUAAUACGAUGACUGCCGUGGAAGAGCUGGAGAGAGCCGAAAAAUGGUGUGAAGAGAUCCUGUCUCCAAAGACCCUCGACUCUCUCUGGUACGAACGAGCGGGAGAAGCUGCCAGAUGGCAGCAUGAAUACGACUUGGCAAUCUCAAAGUUCACGAAAGCUGGCGAGUGCGCCAACCCAAGCCUAAGCUGCUUCAAGGGCCUGGCCGAAUCAUACUUCGAAAACGAUGAGCUUCUCUCCGCAUGCUCGUCCAUGGAAAAGGUACUCAAUAUGGUCAAGGAAGCCGAGCCACUGGAUAAAGACGAGUUGAUAAGCAUCUACCUACGCCUGGCAUAUUGGUAUAGCCAACUGCAGCAACCAGAGCGUGCUAUAACGCAUUACCAACAGGUAUUGGAGAUGGACCCAGCUAAUCAAGAUGCUCUCAGUGGCGUAUUAACCACCACUAUCACAUCAAGCGCCGAGCAAGCGACUCAUGAGCUGAUACUUAGUAUGAGCAAGCUAAACUCCAAAGAGCCAGGCCUUUAUCAACUGGCAUCGACUCUGCUCAAUCAAGGCCUCGAUUUCAGCUACAGUGCACCGCUGCGCAAUCUGGUCCAGAUUUGCCGUUCAAGUGAGGAUUGUGUGGCCGCCUUGAUUGAAGGAAUGGAUCAAGCAAUUGAGGCAGCGCGAAAACAGAAUUUAAAGAUUGAGCUUCUCGUGUUGCUGCUGCACCGCGGCUUGGCUACUCUUUAUAAUGACUGGCAAAAAUAUCGGCCACGGUCAGAAGCAUUAGUUUUCUGGAUUGAGAGCUAUACUAUCACAGACCAGUAUCUUAGGAAGGAGGACGACGAGGAUGAUCUGAAAUGGAGAUAUCAGGCCUUCUACGACACUAUUGUAAGCCACCUGAGCGAGUUUUAUUUUGAGCAGACCAAAAAGCUCCUGCCUUCUUAUGAUUAUUACUCCAAGUUGGAAAAUUUAAGGCAGGGUUUCCGCUUCUCUGGCAUUGAAGGGAUAACUGCAGCUGACACAUUCGUCGCUGUAUACCACACUCUUCAUGGCGAUAAAGCUACAGCUAGAGAAGUGGUGAAGCAGUACAUGCGGAUUUGCAUCGACAGCUUGUCUGAUGACACUGACGAGAAUGACUACUGGGCCGCGUACACUCAAUUUAAGUGUCUUUUGGCCUGCGGAGACUACCUGAACGCAUUGACGGCUUGGUCCCUGCUUGAACCUAUUGAAACGGAUAUAAUAGCAAGAACACUCAAUCAUGACACAGGGAUACAACAAGCGCUUAUUGACGAGAUGAUUUUAUUAGUCAAGGCAAAAUGUCCACUGGGAGCCACACAGAUUGAUAGGGUGAAUACAGUCAAGGCCGAACUGGAGGCACGACUGGCCGCAGCGCGCGAAGAAGGAGAUCAAUCUGAGAAUUCGGAAGCACAAGCGGAGAUAAAGAAGGCACUGGCGGUUUUAGAGUCGGAGUUUGGCUAUGCAUGUGACGGCACAUGCGGUGGUACCCCGUGGAACUUUAAUAAUGCUUUGCAUAUAUGCAAGUACUGCUGGGAUAUAGGUUUCUGUGAUGACUGCGUGUCUCUAUUGAAGGCCAACAAACUGAAGAAGAUCGUGUGCAGCCCCAGUCAUGACUGGUUGGCAAUCCCCAAGUGCAAUCCUAGGGGUAACACGGCAGCUCGGGAUGGUACGGUUCAGGUACGGGGUGAAUUGAUUGACGGUGUACGUGUCGGGGGUGAGACUGUGACGGUGAAGGAGUGGUUAGCUUCACUGAAGAAAGAGUGG
Messenger RNA from Trichoderma virens Gv29-8, 4497 nucleotides. RefSeq lists its product as uncharacterized. Gene Ontology annotation, molecular function: protein binding. The transcript is spliced from 5 exons. The annotation marks the transcript as partial. Lineage: Eukaryota; Fungi; Ascomycota; Sordariomycetes; Hypocreales; Hypocreaceae. The record is from RefSeq and is a predicted model, not a curated record.